Molecule: messenger RNA, 2043 nt
Organism: Phymastichus coffea
Lineage: Eukaryota; Metazoa; Arthropoda; Insecta; Hymenoptera; Eulophidae
Exons: 9
Coding region: 1-2043 (680 amino acids)
Source: RefSeq, a predicted model, not a curated record
AUGCCUCCAGAAAAAAUUGAUCAUGCUUUAGUACACAAUGAUAUAACUAAUAAUCUGGAAAUCAUACAUAUAAAGAAAAUAGCUGGAUUUCUCAAAACACCAUUGCAUUCUAAAGAUUUUGAUAAAAAUAUAGCCUACUAUUCUUUGGAUGACAACAAAAGGAUGAAUGAAAUUUUCGUGUUAGAAGUAGGAAGUAAAUUAUCUAUGGACAAUGCAAUAAAACAAUUGGAAGAGACUAUAAUUUCACAUGCUAUUGUCGAUUUUACAACUGAACAAAUAAUUAGAGUUAUUAACAUUAAUGAUUUACAAAUAGAUCCAAAGCCUAAGCAUAAGCUUCAAUUCUACGAUAAAAAAAUUUAUCAAGCUAAAGGAAUCAGCAGUGAUUUUUCAGAUGUGAUUAUCUAUGCCUUAGGGAGUGAAGAGGAAAUGCGCACAAAGUGUCAGUCUAUUGAGAAUAAUUCUUUUGCUUUAGUUUAUAUUAUUGAUCAAGAUAUAAUUAGAGUAGUUGCAGUGUCAGCCAUAGAAGAAUAUCAAGUCUCGCCUCCCAAAAGUUUAUCAGAUUUCAACCUUGAAAUAACAUACAAUUAUAUAGAGGCGUCUGAAGACAGAUCCAUGCACGUUCAAGUUCUGCAGUUAGGAAAUUUUCCCAAUUGUGCAAAGCUAAUAGAUGAGUACAACAAACUAACACAUGCCCUGAUUAUGUGGAAAAACAGGAAGAAUGCAAAAGAUAUUAUUCCAAUUGCAGAUAUAAAGGAAUUUGAAGACCAGUAUCCAGAACAUUCUACUGAUUUCGAUAAAUACAGACCAUAUUCAGGUUUAUUGACAGGAUCAAAAAGAUACGCUGCUAUACAAAUUGUUUCAUUUGGUCAUCCUGUGAUUCUCAAGUUUUUAAAAAAUAAUUCCACGAAAAGAUUAAAAGCCACCAAAUUUAGUGUAAGUUUGAUUGAAGCAUGCAAUCAUUCUGCUUCAGGCAGUGAUCAAGAAAAAAACAGUGAAAGUUCUGAUUCAGUACUGAGGUCCAACAACGAUGAAAUAAAUCAUAAUAAACAUAGACGUAAAAAAUACAAAAAGAAAAACAGUAGACUCAUUCAACGUUCAUCAAAAGAAAAAGAAGAAUUUACAAGAAAAAAGGAGUUAUUUUUGAAAAAUAAUAAACAAAAUCCAAAUACUCACCAGUCACCAGAUUCUGAGAGUGAAAUGUUAGUGGAACAGAUUGAAAAUAUAAACGAUAAUCCUGAGUUAUCACAAAAUAGUGAAAUUAUUUCUAGUUCAAACAAUAGACAAUCUCUCGCUCCUUUAAACGCAGCAAAUAUAGAUUUCAAUGGAGGGCAUAGUUCGACUCUUUCUACUUUGACCAGGGGUAAUAAUUUUCAAAGUAGGAGCCUUCUUCCUAAAAAUACUUCAUCAAAGCCACGUUCACACCAAAGAAGAUAUUCUCGUGCAAGAAACUGUAGUUCAGAAGAAGAAAAUAAAUGUGGUCAACGUGAAGGCAGAUCAACUCAAAGAGUUAGAAAAAGACUUAGGAAAAACCAGUCUGUCAAAGCUUCGAUUUUCAAUGGAAUUAUUCAUGAUGCUUCAUCAGAUAGUAGUACUGGUUCUACUGAGGAAUACAGCAUGUUUGAACGCAUCAAAGAAGUCGAUAAUGAAUCUAAAGAGAUCAUCUACAUCCAUAUUGGUUACAAUUUGAAAAUUCCAUACCAAGAUUGGAAAGAUGCUAAACGUGAUUCUACGGACGAUUAUUCACUUGUUCAGAAAAUUUGCAGAAGUUUAUUUGGUAAAGACAUUGUUGGAAUUUAUUUACAAAAAAAGUCUUACAUAAGAGUGGUUGAAGGGCGCCCAAGAAGACCGAUAACAGAACCUGAAAAAAAAGCAAUUACAAAAUGCCUCCGAUAUUUUAUUCUUCACCAAGCUCCUGAAUUAUUAAAGGAACGUCCACUGCGCGAUAUCAUUCAUCGUAAAAACAUUCGUAAGAUAUUGUCAGUUGAACUAAAUCAUCAAUUUGAUAAAUUUCAAGUGGAACAUUUCAACCUACGUUUUAUCUAA